Messenger RNA from Meloidogyne enterolobii, 192 nucleotides. The record is from the annotation of a GenBank genome assembly. Lineage: Eukaryota; Metazoa; Nematoda; Chromadorea; Rhabditida; Meloidogynidae.
AUGCUAACACAUGAUCUCCCAAAAGAUAUCCCAAAAUUUGAAUUGGAUGAAAAUACCAAAAGAUUAGAACGACUAUUAGAUGAUAAAAGCGAAGUCAUAGUUGAAGGGCAUGUACCAAAUCCUUUCCAAAGAAGCAUUAAAGUUAAUUUUCUUCAUGCUGCCAUUGAAUCACAAACUGAAUGUUUGUUUUAA